This is a messenger RNA of Girardinichthys multiradiatus, 2382 nucleotides long. RefSeq names its product chromatin licensing and DNA replication factor 1 (gene cdt1). Lineage: Eukaryota; Metazoa; Chordata; Actinopteri; Cyprinodontiformes; Goodeidae. Gene Ontology annotation, biological process: mitotic cell cycle; regulation of DNA-templated DNA replication initiation; DNA replication checkpoint signaling. The record is from RefSeq and is a predicted model, not a curated record. Gene Ontology annotation, cellular component: nucleus. Gene Ontology annotation, molecular function: DNA polymerase binding; DNA binding. Bases 95 to 1963 code for a protein of 622 amino acids. The transcript has 9 exons.
CGAAGCGUGAUCAUAUCCGGAGCGGUGCUGUUUAUAUGUAUUCGGGAUCUGGUCCCACGGUGUUUGGUUUUGCAGCGGCAGCAGCAGCAGCAGCAUGUCUCAGGUUCGGGUCACGAACUUCUUCGGUCAGAAGAAGAAGGGAAUCCGGGGAGCAGCGAAGGAGGCAGGAAAGCAGCCCAGCGGUGGCGUUAGAGGCUCUUCAGCCUCUGAAGACUAUGCUCUCUGCUCCUCCGCGGUCCAUGAGGAGUUUGUCCGGGUUAUCGACGAGGCAGUGGGGCUGAUUAACGACGGGGAGUCUGUAUCUACCAAACCCAGCAAAGACCUGUCCAGUCCCCGGACUCCCAAGAGGAGCUCGGCCGAUGCUGGGUUUGAUCUCGGGGCUGCGGUGUUUUUAGCCAAAAAGAGACGGAAAGCCGGAGGGAUCAGACAGGCCGAGGCGAACACAUCUGAGAAAACAUCAAGGACAGCCAGGAAGAAGCUUGUCCUCCAUGAUGAGACACCACAGGCUCUUUGUAAGGAGGACAUCACAGCGCUCAAGUCUCGCCUUGAGAGGAUCAAAAAACAAGCAGAGGACAUUGCCAGCCCCACUUCUUCAGCUCCUCUUUCCACACCCCCUGCUUCCUCCUCUCCAGCUGCCUCCAACAAUGCAGCCCUGCCUGUUCCUACAGCCAACGGGCCCUCCACCACGGAGGCUAGGCCUCCCAGGUUCUCUGUGGCUCGGGCCAAAGAGCUGGCAGCUAAAGCCCAGAGGAUGAAGGAAGAGAGGGAAGCAGGCGAGAUCAAGCCGGCUGAGAAUCCAGACAGUACUGAAAAGCCAGCAUAUCAGCGGUAUCACACCCUCGCCCAGGCCAUGCCCCCGGGCCUGUCCCUGCCUUACCACUACAAGAUACUAGCUGAGAUGUUCAGGAGCAUGGACACAGUGGUGGCCAUGUUGUACAACCGUUCUGAGACGGCCACCUUCGCCAAGGUCAAGCAGGGAGUUCAGGACAUGAUGCACAAGAGAUUUGAGGAGAGCCACGUUGGUCAGAUAAAGACUGUGUUUCCUGAAGCAUACACCUUCAAACAGGAGAAGAACAUUCCAACGUUCAACCGCAACAUCUCAAAGGGAAGCUACCAGCUCACAUUGGAGCCUGUCCUCAGCUCUGACCACAAUGAAGCUCGACCUGUUCUCUCUGCCUCCCGUCUCCUGGAGAGAAGACACAUCUUUCACCAGAACCUGAUCUCUGUUGUCAAACAGCAUCACAAGACCUUCCUGUCCCUGUUGGUGCCUCCAGUCUCUGUUCCAGAAGACAAACUGACCCGCUGGCAUCCUCGCUUUAAUGUAGACACUGUUCCCGCCAUCCAGGUUGGCUCGCUGCCACAGGUUCCUCACACAGAGAAAUUGUCGACGGUUCAGGAGGUCCUGGAGAAUGCCCGCUCGCUCAUCACCCCCAAGCUGGAGAAGGCUCUGGUUUCUCUGGCCCGAAACACAGAAGACAAGGAUGGGGAAGGUACCAAACCAAUAUGUUCACAGAAUCCAACAGUUCCUCAAGCAUCAAUUUCUGCUGCAGCCCAGGUUCCAUCUUCUCUUAAAGGGGUGCCCCAGUCCCUGCUAGACAAGAUUCGGGCAAAAGAGGCCCAGAAGCUGCAGGCAGCCAUGACCCGAAACCCUGCUCAGGAGGAACGGCUGCUGAUGAUGUCCAGGCUCGGCGAGCUGGCCAGGAUCCUUCGAAAUGUGUUUGUUGCAGAGGCAAAAGCUGCGUUAAUCAUGGAGGUGGCGUGUAACCGCAUGGUGGCGAGCUACAGAUCAGCUCUGAGUCCAGGUGAAAUGGAGAAACACAUUCGUCUCUUGGCAGAAGUGGCUCCUGAUUGGCUGAGCAUUCAUCCCGUCAGGAAGGAUUUCUACCUGAAGCUGAACAAGAUGCAGGAGGUCAGCAUCGUUCUGGACAAACUGAACCGCAGACUCAAAGAGGAGGGAUUCUGAUGAACUCUGCUGUGAAACCAGCCUCGAUAUUUAAACUACUAGUGUUUGUUUGGUUUAUCUGCAGAUUGUUGCAGUGGUGAGACUUUUUCUAAACUUCAUGCUGUGUUGACCCUGCCAGGUUCUGGUGAUCAACCUGUAUUUGAAAAUGUUGUUUUUAACCAGAUUUUGGUUGUGAUGUUUUUUUAUGCUUCCUAUAAAAGGGUAGUGUUGGUUUGCUGACUUUGUGUCCUUUAGGAAUCAUUUUUUAAAAGUGAACUGCUCAGCAGUGUUUAGGAAUGGUGUGCCACAUGUUUCUGAGUGCAGUUCAUUACAGUCUGAGCCUGCUGUCAUUGUCACACUGUGUGCGUUGCCAAGUGUUGUAUUGCCAGUUUGUUUUACAGGACAGGUUUAAGUUCCAAUUAAAUGACAGUGAAAUGGUC